AUGACGUUAUUUAUCUUUUACUUGACAACAAUGUUGAACUUAACUUUAAAGACUCCUCUGUGGCUAGCGGCUAAGUUAGGACAGGCCGCUAUUAUUAAGGCGCUUUACAAACAGAAGGCAAACAUUUAUGCUAGCAACGCCUUUGAAAUAACACUGCUAUAUGCUGCCGCGCAAGGGGGGCACCUUGAUGCUGCUAUGGAGUUGCUCCAAUGUAGUGCUACACUUGACAUUAAGAUAAAAGAUGGUGAAGGGGAAACGCUGCUAUCUCUUGCCUCUAAAAUGGGAUAUUAG
Messenger RNA from Colletotrichum destructivum, 291 nucleotides. Its product is annotated as Putative ankyrin repeat-containing domain superfamily. The record is from RefSeq and is a predicted model, not a curated record. Gene Ontology annotation, biological process: protein localization to ciliary inversin compartment. Gene Ontology annotation, molecular function: protein binding. The coding region runs from base 1 to 291 and encodes 96 amino acids. The transcript has 2 exons. Gene Ontology annotation, cellular component: ciliary inversin compartment. Lineage: Eukaryota; Fungi; Ascomycota; Sordariomycetes; Glomerellales; Glomerellaceae.